ACAAGCCAUGUAUCGGACUAACUUGCUGCAUUACCUACUUCGUGCUCGAGGGAUAAGUGAAGGAAUAUUGCGUCGUUCACGAAGUUAAUUGAGAUAGUAAUCGGAGAUUAUUCUAGGUGUAAAAUAAGGUUACAACGAUUUUUAAGAACGGAGUGUAGUAGUCGAAGUGGUAAUUGUCGUCCGCGAGUAUCUGAGAACGGAAAAAAGAUUUCAGUGUUAAUAUUCUUUUCAAAGAAUCUUACACACUAGUCCAAUUGGAAAUGGAUUAAUUUUCGAGGUUCGUUGUGCUUGUGCCGCGGAGUACCAAAGUGGCCGGAUACCCCAUUUUGCCUUUGUCUCCGGCCGACAAAUAGACGGACAGACAACGGGAGAGGGAAAAGGAGGGAAGAGAGAUAGAGAGUAAACGACGCUCUGGUAAAUGUUGGCGAACCAAAGAGAGUCGCGCAUAUACUCUAUACGGACCAAAAGUUUAUUCGACAUCGAAUUAUCGACUGAAUCUCGAAAAAGAGUAAAGAAAAUAUAACUGUCAGGAUUGAAGCGUGGAAUAAAGUGCAAAGGUGUGUAACUACUGAUACCCAACAUCGGGGGACUGACUCUCUUCUAAAAGUUUAACAAACCAAAAUAGAAAUCCUCGACAAUGGAGAAAUGUGCUCGCGAAGUUCGUAAGCGGAGAUGGCGGCGCAAAACGGUGCACCACCUCUAUACGCGUUUUCGUUAUUCGGUAAUCGGUGGAUCGUCCUCGCAAGUACGCAACGACGCGAAAACUCGGAAGAAAAAAACGAAUACGGCAGCCGGCAGCGCCGCUACCUCGGGUUGACGUGUCGCGUAUGCAUAUAGUUUCAACUACGUUGAAGAAUCCAACCCUCCAUUUACCCACCCAUCCAUCCAUCCAGCCAAAAAUAUUCCACACGCGCUUUCGAAGCAUCGAUUCGGUCGGAUUUGGCUGUCGACGCUGCCGGGUCAGCGCCAGCCACCCUCAGUAAUGACGUCAUCAAACUGACUGACGUCACGCGCUGAACUAUCCGCGCGCGCCCUCGGCUCGAUGCAUGUGUGUGUGUGUGUGUGUGUGCACGAUUGUAUACACACAUUCGCGAAUACACGCGCGCGUUGCCUCGUCCGCAUUUGAGAGGGUAAGAAUGACUGACCUGUAUGAACUCGGUUGCGUCCUCGCGCGUAAGUACGCUGGCUUAAUUAUCCGCGUUUGAAAUCGGCGGUAAUUUUCACUUACAUUGCCGAAUCGGUAAGCGUGAAAUGGUAUUCGGGGCCAGCGGCGGUUCCGGUGCAGCGUUGUCCGGGCAACGCUCGGGCUUCAAAACUCGUGUUAUAAAUUGAACGUACGGCAGGUACAGGCAAUUUACUUCGCGGAUAUUUAGCAAUACAAAUCAUUUCUGGUCAACAGAGAGAGAAAGAGAGCGAAGAGACAAAUCGCGCAACGAUUUGAUUUUCGAUUGAUGAAAGCCUGUACUCCCUUCAUAAUGUUACGCAAUCUAUAACUUUUAAUAUCGCAAGCCAAUAAACCCCAAGGACGAGUGGCCCUGGUUUAUCUUGACGAUGAUGAUGAUGAUGAUGAUGAUGAUGAUGAUGAUGAUGAUGAUGUAUGAGAUUAGAACCAACUGCUAGAUUCUUACCGUCCUUAAAUCAUCUUCUCUCAGAAUUAACGUGUUCAAUAAUCUCACAGGAGUUGUUGGAUCCUCACUUUUACUACACGCCUCCUUCUCAUUACCACAUUAUCAACAGAUUUUGUGGAAAAGUCUACUUAGCUGAGAUGUCGCGUGAUUAUGACAGCAGGAGAAGAGGUGGCAACGGUAGCGGAUCGAGCAAGAUGCGAAUGGACACAAAUGUCUCACAGUCCAGACCACACGGGGAAAGUUCUGGCAAGCGUAGAGAACUUGACAAUAUGAUGAGAAAAGCUAGGGAGUCCCAGUCAAGUUAUUGGAAUAAGAAGCUGCUAGAAGUUGAAGAGCGGGAUCCGAACAGGUGGCGUCACAGCGGGUACAAAGAGCUCUACAUCGGUGGGACUACUGGUGGCGAGCCAAGCAGAGGAAAUCCACGUAGCCCUCGGAGUCCAAGACCCCGCAGUCCUCACAGCCCUCGUCCUCGCAGCCCCAGGCCUCGGAGCCCUAGGUCACCACGCGAGAGAACUUCUCACGCUAAUCGAACACGUGUAGCGCGCAGUCCAAGCUCGGGAAGCACAUGUUCCGAUCGAUCGUGCUCAGUUUGCUCUCCCAAAGAGCGUCGCCGCGUUGCGCCACCGUCACGCUCGCGUUCUAGAUCCUUUUCUGCAUCCAGAUCAAGGCCACACGUCAAAGAAAUUCCAGCUUCUAGCUCUAGGGUACCUGCUCCAAGGGCUAGACCCCGGUCACCUCCUUUACCACGACCGCGUACUCCACCACCAGCUCCUCAGCCCCCACCGAGCAGGCAUCACAAAGAGUAUAAGCAGGGUAAAGAGAAGGAGGCCAAGGCCCGACGCAAGGAGAAACAUCACAGCAGAGUCCUAGAUGACCCGCGAGUUCCAGAUCCUAUACCAUUGAUGCGUAAACCGGUUAAAGUUGAGAAGAUGCAUCCUAAUCACCCUCCACCACAAUCCAUUCAAUCUGGACAUCCGCCACUGGAUUCAUCGGCUAGUGAUGAUAGCGACAGUUCUUCUAAUACUUCACAUGUUGGACCUCCAAGAAUGACGUUGUCUGAAAGGUUUGGUAAAAUGGCACAAUGGAGCGUAGAUAGAAGAGAUAUGGAGAAUAUGCGCAUAACGAAGGAUGGUGAGAACGCCAUGAAAGUGGUAAUAGAGGGAGAAGAAAGAAUCGCUCGGCUGGGCUACGACUCACCUCCACCAGGACAUUAUCCAGAAUCUCUUUUGGCCCAGGGGCCACGUGGUCUUGAAUCAUGGGACGAUGUACGUGUUAGGUACGAUUACUACAAGGCUCGUGGUUACCUGAGAGAUCUGACGCUCGAUGAUUACGUUAAAUGGGAAGAAUGGUGGUACAAGUACCAGGAAUGGCUGGAAGCUGAACGAUAUUACGAGCAAUGGGCUACGAACCGCCCUUCCGGUGGAGGUCGUAAAAGACGUGGACGCCGCAACAAUAAUGCUCACUAGCCAGAGUAAUUUCGAACACGUUAACGACAAGUCGACUUUCUCGUGAACAAUAUCAUUGUUGAAUACUUAUACAUUAUUUACUAUACAUAUAAACACUCAUCGUAAAUGCAUUAUUAUCAGUAUAGGUAUAUCAUGUAUGUACAAGCUCUAUAUUACGAUUAAAUAUUAUCAUGGUCA
Molecule: messenger RNA, 3271 nt
Organism: Neodiprion fabricii
Lineage: Eukaryota; Metazoa; Arthropoda; Insecta; Hymenoptera; Diprionidae
Product: serine/arginine repetitive matrix protein 2
Exons: 4
Coding region: 1598-3094 (498 amino acids)
Source: RefSeq, a predicted model, not a curated record